AUGGUCACUAAGGUUGUGCGCUAUGCAAAAUAUGGUGCCUUCAAUGUGGAGAAGACAAAGGACUAUGGGAAUUUAUCAAAUACCAAGAGUUAUUUCAGUUCAAACUAUCAUGGUUCUUCUUUGGAUGGGAUUUAUUCCAGUUGGCAUGCCAUGGUAGAAGAAUUAGCAGAAUCUGGAGCAGCUGUGCAUAUAUGCUCGCGUAACCAAGAAGAUAUUGAUAGAUGCCUGAAAGAGUGGGAAAGCAGAGGAUUUAGUGUAACUGGAUCAGUUUGUGAUGUUCAAUUCCAUGACCAACGUGAAAAUCUAAUGGAAACUGUCGCCUCAAUCUUUCAUGGAAAGCUCGACAUCCUAAUAAACAAUGCUGAGACUAAUAUAUUUAAGGAAGCAACAGAUUGUACUGCUGAAGUUUUCUCAACACUGAUGAAAACGAAUUUUGAGUCUACUUACCGUUCGAGCCAACUCGCUCACCCACUUCUAAAAGCAUCAGGAAAUGGUACCAUAGUAAAUAUCUCCUCCAUUGCUGGUUUCAGAGCUUUCCCUCAGCAUUCAGUCUAUGCAGCUUCCAAGGUAUCUAUGAAUCAAGUCACAAGGAAUCUGGCUUUUGAAUGGUCAAAGGAAAAUAUUCGUGUAAACGCGGUGGCACCUGGGGCAAUAAUGACCUCACUUUUGGAGACUACUUCGAAAGAAGAUGGCGCAACAAUAUUAAAUUCUAUAUCGUCUCAACUUCCUAUCAAUCGCAUUGGAGAGCCUAAAGAGAUAUCAGCACUAGUUGCUUUUCUUUGCCUUCCUGCUGCUUCAUACAUCACUGGACAAAUUAUACAUGCAGAUGGAGGUUUCACAGUUUAA
Messenger RNA from Prosopis cineraria, 846 nucleotides. RefSeq names its product tropinone reductase homolog At5g06060-like. NCBI's taxonomy places the organism in Eukaryota, Viridiplantae, Streptophyta, Magnoliopsida, Fabales, Fabaceae. Gene Ontology annotation, molecular function: oxidoreductase activity. The record is from RefSeq and is a predicted model, not a curated record. The transcript is spliced from 5 exons. The coding region runs from base 1 to 846 and encodes 281 amino acids.